UUUUGGCCUCUCCUUUGUCCCUGACCGCGCACAACGCUGCAGCUUGAACUCUUUUUUUCUGAAGAAGGAACAGCAACCUGCUCUCAACGCGUGACGAAAGAAACGGAAAGCAACACACACAACCAGCAACAGCAGAAGCAGCAGCAGCAGCAGCAGCAGCCAUGGACAAGCUCAACACCAUGCUGGACAAGUUCGGUAAGGACCUGGGCAAGUACCCCAUCCUGUGCAAGGCGGAGGAGACGACCAACUGCCCGAAGCAAUAUCUCGUGCUUGGCGCCGGGUCGAUCCUGUUGUCUUGCCUUCUGAUGGGCUUCGGAGCGAGCCUGAUCUGCAACCUGGGGGGAUACGUGUACCCGGCCUACCGCUCUUUCAAGGCCAUCGAAAGCGCCAGCACCAAGGACGACACGCAGUGGCUCACCUACUGGGUUGUGUUCGCGGCGUUCAGCAUUUUGGAAGCGUUUUUGUCCGUGCUCCUCCACUGGAUCCCCUUCUACUUCGCGCUGAAGCUGGCCUUCCUCGCGUGGUGCUUCCUCCCGCAGACCCAGGGUGCUGCUCUCCUGUACAACAACUUCAUGAAGGACUUCCUGGCAAACAACAAUGCUGCCAACCCCAUCCCCGCCGAAGGCAAGGUUGAGGGAAUGGCCAGCCACCUCAAGGACACCUAAAGCGGAGGGAAGGGACGCUAGCUGGGGGCAGCUGUGCAAGUUCCCCAGGGGGGGGG
Ectocarpus siliculosus is the source of this 721-nucleotide messenger RNA. NCBI's taxonomy places the organism in Eukaryota, Phaeophyceae, Ectocarpales, Ectocarpaceae. The record is from the annotation of a GenBank genome assembly.